Messenger RNA from Amoebophrya sp. A25, 1991 nucleotides. The record is from the annotation of a GenBank genome assembly. Lineage: Eukaryota; Dinophyceae; Syndiniales; Amoebophryaceae.
GCGAGUUGAUCGACCCCGAAUAUUCCCCCACGACAUGAACAACUCAAAUGAUUGGAUGUCAUCACCUAUGUAUUUGAGAAUAUAAAACACCAUGGGUCAGCACCUAAGCCUCUUCGUUGCUGUCGAAGUGCUCCUUGCGGGAGCCUUUGACCCGCUACUUGAUGGCCGAAUCCGUGUGCCGAUUCAAGACCAGGUUGUUGUGGACAAACAGGAAGGAUAUGCUAGUAGCGUAAGUAGCCAAGAAGCAGAACGAGAAGUAGUACCUGUAGAAGAUGCUAGUGGUGCUGCAGCAAAUAUUCCAGAACGAGCAUCAGAACCAGAGGAGGAGGACGAUGACAAGCCUAUUCCAAGAGGUGGCUAUCGAGGAUACAAAGCGUCUUCUAGGUCAUCGACGGCAUCGAGUAGCUCAAGCUCUUCCUCCAGGAGUCCCCGUAUGAUCUCGGCUCAAGACCCUGAUUUAACACGCAAAAUCAUCGAGAAUAUAGGACCUGAAAGCGCACUCUACCACGUGAAACCAACGGCAUACUAUUUCCGGGAUGACCAUGUGGAUGGAUGGCUCUCUCCCGAUUUUGAGACGAUUCAUAGAAAAUUGUACGGCGUUUCGCCUGAGGAACAUCAUGUGGUGAAAAAUUUCACAAACCCCUACGGCCUGCCGCCGACAUUUGGCAAAUUCCCGCAUUCGAAUUUGAUGCCAGAAUUUUUCCUGGAACAUGUGCUGGAUAGGUUAGGCACGAGGAGAGAAGGACUGUACGAACACUUGCCGAAAGUGAACUUUAUUGUCGAGGUAUUCCCUGAUUUUGCUAAGGUUUGGUUUGUUAUCCGAUUUGGAUGUCACUAGGGUUUGGUUUGUUAUGCGCGAGUAUUAAUGCUUGCCUCUCCUGUUGCUGAUCACUCCUGUCGCUAAACUCUUACCAAAAAUAACCCUUCGAUGCAAGUCUUGUUCAUCCUUGUUUUCAUCUACAUAAAUCGAUGCUCCUUAGGUGGGCUCUUUCCAAGGGCACUCAGCAGUUUUGAUUGCCUCGAUUCUAGACAGUAUCGCUGGACUGGAAGAUAUACCAGUUCUGUGCAUAGAUCCUUGGACGGGGGAUCUGAAUAUUUGGGCAAACCGUGAGUGGGACGCGGAUGUGCAACACUGGGCAUCACCAGUUAGGGAUGGGAGGUAAGUAGCAUUAUAUGUGUGGAUCUGGAAGAUGGUUGCUCCUUGUGUGCUAAAGAACCAUUGUAAGCUCAAACUGAAUUUCGUACCUUGUUUGGGAAAUUUCUAAAUUUUAUCCGUUCAGAACUCCACGUCAAGCGACUACAACAACUGCCAAUUAAACAACCACUACACGACACGACUCUACAACCAGGUCCCUCCUCUUCGACCAGUUUAUGACCAACGUCCAGUUCAAAGUCUCCAAACACUUGUCUCCGAACCACAUUCUCCCCUUCCACGCUACUUCCACUGUCGGAGCCCGCUUCCUCAAGGCCAUGAAGUGGCACCCUGAGGUGAUAUUCCUAGACUCAGCGCAUGAAGAACAGGAGACGCUGAUCGAGUUGCGGUUGUAUUAUGAAGUCCUAGCUCCAGGAGGGAUAUUGUUCGGAGACGACUUCAAUUGGCCUGGAGUGAAGAACGAUGUUUUGACCUUCGUAGCAGAAAUGGGGUGGGGACGGGAUCCGGAAAGGGUCUUUGAUUUUCACAUACUGCCGGCUACCACAACUAGUGGUGGAUCAGUCCUGCUGUGGCUGUUGCACAAGGCCAAGUAUGUGUGAAGUCGUGACGGGCAGAUCACCACGAAUUACUGUACUCGUAGAAGUUCUACUAGUUCUUGUUUAUUCUAAGAAGUUCUUGAUGUUCGUUGUAGUUGUACUUGUAGACUUUCGAAGAAAUCGUAUGCGGGCAUGUUAAGGCACUCGUGAAGAAAAGUUGAAGAAUGACCACCAUCAGAAUUAAUGGAGAUUCUGCUGUCGGCCACCUCUGAACAAAAUACACCGAGUAAAGUUCUCGUUAU